Copidosoma floridanum is the source of this 3794-nucleotide messenger RNA. RefSeq names its product dipeptidyl peptidase 9. NCBI's taxonomy places the organism in Eukaryota, Metazoa, Arthropoda, Insecta, Hymenoptera, Encyrtidae. Gene Ontology annotation, biological process: proteolysis. Gene Ontology annotation, molecular function: serine-type peptidase activity; dipeptidyl-peptidase activity. The record is from RefSeq and is a predicted model, not a curated record.
CAGAGUAAAGUUGUAACGUAUAUCGUCAGCUCUUGCCAUCGGACUCUCUCGACGGAGACUUGCCGAACAUGCCCGUAACCCGCAGCGGUUGAUGAUGUGCAUGCCAGAAGUCGUACGCCAACCUUCUCUGACGACGAAUGAUCCCCAGCAGCAGCAACAGUGAAAUACACGAUGGACGAGCAGCAGCAGCAACAACAACCAAAGCUGACCUGGAGUAGCAGCAAUUUCAGUGGGCCCAGUGAACUCGAGCCGAUGGAACAGCCACUCGAACUGGGUCAGGAAGCCGAGGAUGAGGCCGAGAGUGAAUCCCGACUAGUCACCAUCGGCAGCGACGACGACGACGCUACUCGUCGUAAGAGUUGGAACGAGCUUCGGGGUGUCGUCAGUGACCUACGCAGGCGGUUCUCCGGCAUGUCCGCGGGCUCGGUGCCUGGAUCCGUCACCUUCAGAACUUUACCUGACGGCAGGAUAAGAGUUUAUUUUUUAAGUACACCACCCAAUGGUUGGGAAACAACCCUGCUAUACGUUGAUAUUGCUCAUUCCGAUCACCCAAAUGGUUACAGACUACAGUGGCAGCUUGUAAUAGAAGCUAACUUUCAAAGUAUUUUCAGUGCCAAUCAGCUAACCAAGGAGGAACAACUGCUUUGGGAAAGGAAAAGACUAGCCACUUGGGGCAUCAUAAGCUACGAGAUUCAUGCAGAAAGCGGAAAAUUAGUAUUUCCUGCUGCAAGUAGCCUUUAUCAAUGUGUGGAUACUGGAUUUAUGCCUGGACCAUUGUUCCCAUCAGAGCUCAGAAUGUCUGUUGCUGGCGCUAAACUAUGCCCCCAAAUUUGUCCUUGGAAUCAUGCCUUAGUAGCUCAUACUUGCUCUGGAGAUAUAUACUUGUCCCACAGUAUAACAGGAUCUUCAAAACGUUUAACAAAUGCAAGGAAAGGGGGCAGGAGUUUAGCCGAAGAUCCUCUCAGUGCAGGAACCCCGUCGUACGUGAUGCAAGAAGAAUUCAUGAGAUACAUUGGUUAUUGGUGGCAGCCCAAAUCUUCUGAUGGAGUGUAUAGAAUAGUUUACGAGGAAGUGGAUGAAAGUGAUGUCAAGAUAUUUUGUUUUCCAUCUUCAGAUAAUUCACAUGAUGUUGAUGAGUUCAGAUUUCCAAGAGCAGGAACGAACAAUGCAAGAAGCAAUUUAAAACUAGUGCAAUUCAAAGUGACAGAAUCAUCGCAGAUUAGUGAUGUGGAAACGCUUGAAUUGCAGUAUCCAUUGCACAUUAUGUUUCCUUGGAUGGAAUAUAUGGUCAGAGCAGGAUGGAUGCGGGAUGGUCAACAUGUUUGGGUUCAACUGUUGGACAGAAAGCAACAGAGAAUAGAACUUGUAUUGUUAUCUAUAGAUAAUUUUUGUGAACCACCACCUAAUGUAUAUAAUUCAGAAAAUCAUUUCACGCCAUCAUCGGCUAGUGUACAAGUGAUUCAUUCAGAAACAAAUUCUAUUUGGAUAAGUGUCAACGACUUGCUUUACUUUCUGCCAUCCGAUGACCCAACAAAAGUCAAAUUUAUUUGGGGAAGUGAAGCAACAAACUUUAGACAUUUGUAUCUCAUUACGUCUAGUAUAGCAGGUCUUGGUAAUGGAGUGGAAGAAUCUUCAGAUCGACCAGACAGCGUAUUUUUACAGCCGCGUAAUACAUCUAAAGUGGCCUUGACACAGGGCGAUUGGGAAGUACUUGGAAAAGAAUUAUGGGUAGACGAGACAAAUUCGAUUGUUUACUUCAUUGGAUUAAAAGAAGGUCCACUUGAACAGCACGUCUAUGCAGUAUCUCUUCACCGUCCACUAGAGAUAAGAUUACUUACAAGACCUGGCUACAGUUACAGCAACGUGUACUUUAAUAAAGAGUGUACAAUGAUGGUAGCAGUUUAUAGUUCGACAAAAUCUUUACCUGCCUGUCAGGUAUUCCGAAUAUCACAAUCAGACUGGACAGUCGAAAGUAUUUCUCUUACUCCUGUUGGGUAUCUAUUAGAACCAUCAACGCCGGAAUCUGAUCUUUUUGCUCCAGAAAUUUUUACUUGUAAAAUUUCGUCAAAUGAUACAGUAUAUUCAAUGAUUUUCAAACCACAUAAUUUCAAACCUGGUACGAAAUAUCCGACUAUUUUGAAUGUGUAUGGUGGUCCAGAAGUACAAUUGGUAUCAAAUACAUUUAAGGGAAUGCGACAUUUACGAAUGCACAUGCUGGCAGCCCAAGGCUAUUGUGUGGUUUUAAUUGAUUCACGAGGCUCUAAUCACCGAGGACUUUUGUUCGAAAGUCAUUUACAACGGAGAAUGGGCACCGUCGAGCUUGAUGAUCAAGUCGAAGUUUUGAAAUGGUUGGCAAAAACAACUGGUUACAUAGAUUUAAAUCGCGUUGCAAUUCAUGGCUGGUCUUACGGUGGCUAUUUAAGUCUUAUGGGUCUAAUUCAUCACCCUGAUGUUUUUAAAGUAUCGAUUGCUGGUGCCCCAGUGACUUCUUGGUACUUUUAUGACACAGGUUACACUGAACGAUACAUGGAUUUGCCUCAAAACAAUAUGCACGGUUACACCAAUGGCUCCGUUUUGACGUAUGUUAAUAAAUUUCCCGACGAAGAAAAUAGAUUGCUCAUUAUUCAUGGAUUAAUAGAUGAAAAUGUACACUUUUAUCACACGAGUCAACUGAUUAAUGCUCUUGUAAAGACUGGUAAGCCCUAUCAAUUGCAAGUCUACCCAAAUGAGAGACACAGUCUCCGCAGUUUGGAUGCUAGCAAGCACUAUGAGACAACCAUGCUAUCUUUUCUACAAAAUCACUUGUAAAUUUGCGGUAGUUUUCUAUUUUAUAGAUAUUCUUUACUUCGUUAGACGACAAAAGAAGAAAGAAUCGUUGUUAAAGACAACACGCAUGAGACUGCCGGAAUUUUGUGUACAUAGAAUAUGAACUCUGAAAGGUUCAAUCUUACGGUUUUUAUCGCUAUACUAUUUUUGAAAUGGGCGAUUGUUGACUUCUAAUCAAGACGAGAUUUUCUUUAAAGACUUAACAGUAUUACAAACAGAAAUGAACGUAUGAAAUAUUUUCGGUAAUUUUUGCUGCAGUAAUGCAAUACAGGAAAGUUUUUACAACUUUCUGUUAUUUCGAUUUUAACAAGAUUUUUGGCUAAGAAUCGUACAGGGUUUUGCAAUAAAAAUCAAGGUUUUCUCUUCAAUGUCAAUCAUGUUUAAAGAUAAUAAAAGUUUUUAUUUCAGUUUGUAAAUUGUCUACAUACGAUGGAGGUAGGCCCUAUUAUCGUUCCAUCAUUAUAAAUUGUAAAAAAAAAUUUUAUAACAAUGGACAAUACUCGCAAUUCCUUUGGAUAAUCUGUAUUUACAUGAAAAAAUGAACAAUGUUAGAUUCACACUUGGACUUUUUUUUUAGUCAUAAUUUUUAACUGUACUUAUUUACAGAUAAUUGUGUGCCUGUGUUUAUACACGACUGAUUAUUUACAUUAUUAAAAAAACUCAAAGUGUUUGUAAAAGGCAAUCGACUUUGCUAAAUGCUGUAAUAGAUUAAUUAUGCAAGGAUAAAGUUGCGAGAGAGGCAAAUAUUUAAUGUAAUUUUGCAAUUGAUAAAUAUCUUAUAUGGCUAGUUAGGACAUGAUUUUUAAUUAAUAAAUUUACUAUUUUAUGAAUAUGUUACAAAUUACUUUUCUAACAUCAUGAGCUUCCUGCUGGUUAACCAUAUGAGGUCCACUUGCCAUUUGAAUAAAAGAGAACUCAAAGAAUUACGUGAAUUUAUUAUAAAGAAUGAAAAGCAUAACAUGUAAGGU